Numida meleagris (helmeted guineafowl) is the source of this 2984-nucleotide messenger RNA. RefSeq names its product glucose-6-phosphate isomerase (gene GPI). Gene Ontology annotation, biological process: glucose 6-phosphate metabolic process; gluconeogenesis; glycolytic process. Gene Ontology annotation, cellular component: cytosol. Gene Ontology annotation, molecular function: carbohydrate derivative binding; monosaccharide binding; glucose-6-phosphate isomerase activity. The record is from RefSeq and is a predicted model, not a curated record. Lineage: Eukaryota; Metazoa; Chordata; Aves; Galliformes; Numididae. The transcript is spliced from 18 exons. The coding region runs from base 202 to 1863 and encodes 553 amino acids.
UGCCUGCCCCGGGAGCCUCUCACAGGCAGCGCAGCGCUCCGUGCAGCCGCAGCUCCGAGCCCAGCGCGCCAGUGAAGAAAUCUCAGAGGGGAAGGAGCCGGGGCGGGGCCGGGCUCGCUGCUAUAAAGGCGGGGCGGCAGGAGCCGUUUCACUUUCCGUGUCCGCUGCCGCACGUCCGCUCAGCCCCGCCCGGCCAUCAGCAUGGCGCUGUCCGCAGACCCCCAUUUCAAGAAGCUGCAAGAGUGGCACAAGGCGAACGCCUCCAAGCUCGUCCUGCGGCAGCUGUUCGAGGGCGACAAGGACCGCUUCCAUAAGUUCAGCCUGACUCUGAAUACUGAUCAUGGGGACAUCUUACUGGACUACUCGAAGAACCUUGUUACAGAAGAAGUGAUGAAAAUGCUGAUUGAACUGGCGAAGUCAAGGGGUGUGGAAAGUGCCAGAGAACGAAUGUUCAGUGGAGAGAAGAUCAACUUCACUGAGAACCGGGCUGUGCUUCACAUUGCUCUGAGAAAUCGUUCCAAUACCCCAAUACUUGUAGAUGGGAAAGAUGUUGUUCCAGAAGUAAACAAAGUGUUGGAUAAAAUGAAACACUUCUGCCAGAAAGUCCGUAGUGGUGAAUGGAAAGGCUACACAGGGAAAGCUAUCACUGAUGUGGUCAAUAUUGGGAUUGGUGGCUCUGACUUGGGCCCUCUGAUGGUAACCGAAGCAUUGAAACCAUAUUCCAAGGGAGGCCCACGUGUUUGGUUUGUAUCUAACAUUGAUGGUACUCAUAUAGCCAAAACCCUGGCUGAGCUCCACCCAGAAACCACACUCUUCAUCAUUGCAUCAAAGACCUUCACCACCCAAGAAACGAUCACCAAUGCAGUAACGGCCAAAGAGUGGUUCCUACAUGCUGCUAAGGAUCCAUCAGCUGUGGCCAAACAUUUUGUUGCCUUGUCUACCAAUGGUCCUAAAGUUAAAGAGUUUGGAAUUGACACUGAGAACAUGUUUGAGUUCUGGGAUUGGGUUGGCGGUCGCUAUUCUCUGUGGUCAGCCAUUGGUCUCUCCAUUGCCCUUCAUAUUGGUUUUGACAACUUUGAGAGCCUGCUUGCUGGAGGCCACUGGAUGGAUAAACACUUCCAUACUGCUCCACUGGAGAAGAAUGUGCCUGUUCUCUUGGCCAUGCUGGGGGUGUGGUAUAUAAACUGCUAUGGAUGUGAAACCCAUGCACUUCUGCCCUAUGACCAAUAUAUGCACCGCUUUGCUGCCUACUUCCAGCAGGGUGACAUGGAAUCUAAUGGCAAAUACAUUACCAAGAAAGGAUCUCGUGUGGACUACAAUACCGGCCCUAUCGUGUGGGGAGAGCCUGGCACCAAUGGGCAGCAUGCAUUUUACCAGCUCAUUCAUCAAGGAACACGCAUGAUUCCCUGUGACUUCAUGAUCCCAGUUCAGACUCAGCAUCCUGUCAGAAAUGGUUUGCAUCACAAGAUCCUUUUGGCCAACUUCCUUGCUCAGACUGAGGCCUUGAUGAAAGGAAAGACUGCUGAUGAAGCUCGUAAGGAACUGCAAGCAGCUGGACUGAGUGGAGAUGCUCUGGAGAAGCUUCUUCCCCAUAAAGUCUUUGAGGGUAAUCGCCCAACCAAUUCCAUCAUGUUUACAAAACUCAACCCAUUCACCCUGGGAGCAAUCAUUGCGAUGUAUGAGCACAAAAUAUUUGUUCAGGGAGUUGUCUGGGAUAUUAACAGCUAUGAUCAGUGGGGAGUUGAGCUUGGAAAACAGCUUGCCAAGAAAAUUGAGCCUGAGUUGGAGUCAGAUGCUCCAGUGACAUCUCAUGAUAGCUCAACAAAUGGGCUCAUCGGUUUCAUCAAAAAACACAGAGCCUGAAAUGAAAGUUUCUGAGGACAUCGACAAUCUAGCCACCGAAUACUCAAGUCUGUUGUAGUUGUGCUUUUUAGCCACUUUUAACAAAAAUAGCACUUUACUGAUGUAGCUUCUUCACUUGUUGCCGUUGACCUUGUUGUGUCAAGUCAAUGAAAACUAGUUUUGUGAAACCCAGAGAUUGUAUAGGUGCUUUCUAUUUUUGUGGUUGUUAAUCUGUAAAGUGCAGUUGGUACGUUCCUCACUUCUUAUCCGUCAACUUCCUUAAAGAUGAUCACAUAAUGAUAUUAGAAAAUAAAAGAUAUGAUGGAUGAGUAGUUCUUCAUUCUAUAUCUUCAAACACUAGGUGCAGACCUAGUAAUGCUUGCCUUACUGUGUGUAAGGUUCUCUUAAAGCCAUGUACACUAACUUCUGUCUGGCAUGUCAUUGCCCUGGUCUGGGUCUGCUGUAUGCUAGCUAGAAGUAUGAUCAAAGAUUCAAGUAAUCUACAGCUAUAAAUGUUCAGAUUGUAUGUUAUGCAUUUGGGCAAGAUGCAGAUUAUUUUCAGUGCUACUGUGCAAGGUUUGCAAAUGGUUGAAGGUCUGUACUGGUUUCUCCAGAAGCUACAGAGGCUCUGCACAGAUGGGUUCUUUCUUCAAAAAGGAGGAAAGUUUCUGGAGUGAUAGCGAUAGUUUAUUUUCCAAACUGUUUUCAAGAGCUUAUGUGAGCUGAAGUCUGGCAUUGCUUGCAGCUGUGUAUUUUGGUAUCCUCCACAGGCAGCUCAUCUCACUCAUCUCAGUCUUAAGUGGGCAUCGCUGUUCUAACAUAACUGAAUAGAGUACAGUAUCAGUAUGUGUGAACAAGCUGCUUGUAUCCUCUAGUUCUCUACCGCUGUUGUUAGCCCUCACAUUAGCGGAUGAGCAUGCUGUGCCUCUUUGUCUCUAACACCUUUUAAUAAAGGUAAGACACAAGCAUGGAAGAGGAAAACAAGAUGAAUUAACUGUGAGUCUCAUACAGUGAAUUUCCAUGACAAAUGCUCCUGUACUAAGUCUAAGCCUGUACCACUUAAUGUGCAUGUCUGCUACUUAUACAUUAAUUGUCAAUUAAUGUAUAGUAAUAAUAAAGCAUGUAUAAGCAUUGCCAAUUAA